This is a messenger RNA of Suillus paluster, 2014 nucleotides long. Its product is annotated as magnesium transporter NIPA-domain-containing protein. The record is from RefSeq and is a predicted model, not a curated record. NCBI's taxonomy places the organism in Eukaryota, Fungi, Basidiomycota, Agaricomycetes, Boletales, Suillaceae. The coding region runs from base 133 to 1938 and encodes 601 amino acids. Gene Ontology annotation, cellular component: membrane. Gene Ontology annotation, biological process: magnesium ion transport. Gene Ontology annotation, molecular function: magnesium ion transmembrane transporter activity. The transcript has 6 exons.
UGACCUUGACUCAAUCGUACUCGCUUGCGCACGACGUCUGUUGAAAGUCUGCAGUCGCAGACGACCUGUAGGGCUAGCGGCGAUACCUCCAACUGACACCUUCCCGUUGUUCAUUACUGAAUUAUUGCGGAUAUGGAUGUAUCAUCAUGGUCCAAGGGCAUGAACCACACCGUCAGUGUCGAUGAACCGGGUAUUGACCUGCCGCACCUCACGUUGCAGACGGUCAUCGGGAUCACGGUAGCCGUCGCGGGGAACGUGGUUAUCUCGCUUGCGCUAAAUUUACAAAAGCUUGCACAUCUCCGACUCGCAAAGGAACGAAAACAAGCGAGGAUGGAACGCGAGCUCCAUGUAUCGGGUGAUGCGUUACGUUCUAGGUUACCACACGAUCAGAGGCCUUCUGACGAUCCCGCUACCUGCUCUCAUGAGUCCGAGACCCAGCCCUUGAUUCAGGGCUCUUCCACCAGUCGAUCACGUGCGUGUUAUGGCACUAGUGCCUCAACCGGGACUAGACGUGAUGAUUCGAGGAGCAGGAAGAGCACCUCUUCAAUGCGCGGACGGAGACCAGGACAGCCUCAAAGGAAACCCAGCUUUGCGUCACGUUUUCUGCCACUCCGUCUCAAUCUGCACGGUGGCGUCAAUGAUGAAUACGGCAACGUAUCGCAUACCCAAGAAACGUUGGCGAUUCCAGUGGUUCCAGUGGACGUAAUCCCAGCAGAGCGCAUAGUUGCAUUCAACGGCAAUCAUAGGCCAGAGUUUCCCUCACCUGAGAUAUGGGAAGAAGAAGGUAGGGAGAGUGACUACCUGCGUUCGAAGAUAUGGUGGUCUGGAUUCGUCUUAAUGAACAUUGGAGAGACGGGCAACUUCAUAUCGUAUGCAUUUGCACCGGCGUCUGUGGUCGCUCCUCUAGGCACUGUAGGUGCAUUCUAUCAGUUAUUUCUAUUUUUAUUGAUCAGUACCCCGCAGUUUGCACUCAUUGCGAACUGCUUCUUCGCUCCACUCAUAUUGAAGGAGCGUUUUCGCGUGCAUGAUCUUGCUGGUAUCUUACUUGCAAUCGUAGGAGCGAUCACAGUCGUUCUUUCAACCCCGUCCUCUGAUGAUGGUCCACCGCCACUUACACCAGAUGCGCUGAUCAUUGCUAUAUCACAACGCUCGUUUGUAAUAUUUACUAUCAUAUACCUUGUAGGGGCUGUGAUUCUAGCCGGACUUAGCGAAGGUAGUCUCGGGAGGCGUGUUGCGGUUGUUGAUAUUGGGCUUUGCGCAAUAUUUGGUGGAUUCACGGUUCUAGCAACUAAGGCUAUCUCCACGUUGCUGACGGAGGAAUGGGCCGAAAUAUUUACGGAGUGGAUAACCUAUCCCGUCCUUCGCGUUAUAUGCACUGAUCCUCCACUUCAGAUUCUAAUCAUCACAGGAAUUCUCCAAAUCCGGUUUUUGAAUCGUGCGCUAAAGCGUUUUGACUCCAAAAUCGUCAUACCUACGCAAUUUGUGCUGUUUACGCUGUCUGCCGUCAUCGGAUCUGCCGUUCUUUACAAGGACUUUCAGCGGGCUACAUUCCACCAGAUGGUCACAUUUACGUAUGGAUGUGGUGCAACAUUCGCAGGGGUGUUCAUCAUAGCGUGGGCUAAUGGCAAUAACGGCGAUGUGGGACAGGCCACCAAUGAUAAUAGCAGGCAAACAGGCGGCACAGGCGAGAUAAACGCACCGAGUGAAAACGUGCAACGCGUUCCUGUGGGCUCGUUGAAUGCACGAAGUCGCCCAGCUCUCGUCAUACCAAGGGCUGUGCGUGAGACGCCGGUCCUCAGGCACAAGCAAAGCACGGUGAGCUUGGCAGGGUAUUCUCCUGCACGAAAUCUGCUACUUGUGCAUACCCCGCCGAGAGAUCGCGCAGAUUAUUGGGAUCGAGACGUGGAGGGUGGAAGCAUUGCUGGGAGUAGCCGAUGACAUAUUUACAAGUGGAAAUUCAUGAAAAUACAUGCACAUUCAUUAAUGAUAUAGUUCAGUUCUUUGGAAAUAUAAA